CUUUUAGCCUUUCGUUGUUCUUCGACUUCUCCUCGACACGCCUUCCUGUCUGAUCUGAAAUCAAACCUCCUCGCCGUUCGUCUGUUCGAUCGGAAGUAAGGACGACGACGGGAGCUUGCUCGUUGCGAAGGUAGCCAUGUUUCUUUCGUUCGCGCGCUUCUUCGGCCAAAUCCCGUAAAUACGCCGAACUCCGGCUAAAAGAUCGAAACGGAGUAUUUAACUCGCUGUGAGAUUUGACGGUUCCCUAUAUCCUGUUUGGCAGGAUUUAGCUGCAUAAAUCCUGUAUCCAAACAGCCCCUUAAAUUAAAUCUUGCCUAAAUCCUGCUUAAGGCCUGCCACCAAACAGUCCCCAAACAAUGGAAGCAGAAGCGGUGACUAUCUCGAGGAAACGGAAGCCUAAGCAUGUAAAAUCCAACAAAAACCGCAAGAAGAUGAAGUCAUACGGUGGCGCUUCGCUGAAGCCGAAAAAACCUAGCUUGAAGAUGAUCAAGCUUUUCCAAAGGAGGGCCAAAGCAUAUAAUUCUGAUGAAGACGAAACGGGAGAAGAUGAUUUGGGUUUGAAACAAGAAGAUUCCAGCGAAGAGGAAGAUCCAAGGGGAUUGGAUGAUUCGAAGGGAGAUGGUGGAUCCGAGACCGAAGAGGACGGUGAAGGUUCUGGGCAUCGACAGGGGAUUACGAAGUUUACCGAAGGCUGUCGUGCUUUUAAAGUGGCUUUCAUGAACAUUAUGAAGAAGAAUCUCACGAACGAUCCAUUGGGACCAGUUUUAUCUGCGCAUAAGAAGCUGCUUACUGAGAAGCUAGCAGAAGAGGAAGCUGAGCAAAAGGCAAAGGGUGAGGUUAAAAAGGAGAAACACAUGAUUGCAGAAAAGGGACACAUAAAACCGUUAGGAGUCCUUGAUGCAAAGGAGAAACUUCUAAUUAGUGUCGCUACAAAAGGAGUGGUCAAGUUAUUCAAUGCGGUUAAUAAGGCACAAAAUCAACAAAAAGGAUUGAAUCCUUCCAAAUCUAAAGAUGCAAAAGCUUUAGCGAAACAAAGGAAAAAGACAUUUCUAUCAGAGUUGAAGAAGUCAACAACUACUACAUUCAACUCAUCACAGGAUACCCAUUUUAAUAAAACCAAUGAAGAAGAACUUGGAUGGGCUCCUUUACGUGAUGGUUAUAUGCUGACUAGCUCAAAGUUGAAGGACUGGGAUAAAAUGGAGGAUUCUGCCUCUAUUGGUGGACGUACAAACAUGCCAUCUGAUGGAAGCUCUUCUGAUGAGGACUAGAAUGAAGUGUUUCUACUUCUGCAAUGAAGGUAAAUUUGAAAUAUUGUUUGCAUCGUUUAUUAAGGUUGGAUCGGCUCAUCUCAGCGAAUUGAUUGAAUAUUGUCCUGCACCUGAAGUAAUCUUGAACAAACCACCCCACAGCUGAUGCAACUACAAAUUUAAUACGACAGCCCAUAAUCCGCAUUUUUUUUUUUUUUUUUUUUUUGCAGGAGAAUUUCGCUUGUAAUUUAGCACUAUUUUUUAUCCUCUUCAAUUGAGUUACGUAGCUUUAGAAUCUUGUCACUGCCAAAUUUUGUAGUAAUAUGUAGCCUUUAUUUAUCACUGCCAAAUUUUGUCAAAAUUAUCAGCAGCCGUUUAGGGUUUUGGCUUUCACUUUCCCCAAAAUAUUAAAAAAAAAUGUAUUAUUAUUAUUUUUUUAAUGAAGUCCUGCUAAGUUAUUGAAAUUCUUUUUAUAUGUAGAUAUUGUGUUUAAUUAUGAAUGCAAGCAGGGUGAAAUUUAAGCUUA
This is a messenger RNA of Dendrobium catenatum, 1773 nucleotides long. RefSeq names its product RRP15-like protein. Gene Ontology annotation, biological process: maturation of LSU-rRNA; maturation of 5.8S rRNA. The record is from RefSeq and is a predicted model, not a curated record. NCBI's taxonomy places the organism in Eukaryota, Viridiplantae, Streptophyta, Magnoliopsida, Asparagales, Orchidaceae. Gene Ontology annotation, cellular component: preribosome, large subunit precursor. The transcript is spliced from 9 exons. The coding region runs from base 357 to 1268 and encodes 303 amino acids.